AUGUCGCGGACGCAGAAGCAAGUCACCCACUGUUCCGUGGACGAAUCUGACUUUCAGUGCUCGGACAAUUUCUUGUUAACUUACUUUGGAGACUGGAACGUCUCGCCAAAGAACCCUAAUGGCAUGCACGAAUAUCCGCGUCCCGCGUAUGGGGCCAAGAACAAGACAGCGGAGGAGACGGAGGCUGGGGCCGACAUCUCCAAGCGCAAGACACUGCAGCCACGAUCUAUGUCAUUUCGCUCGCCUCGGUCGUUUUGGUCAUCCGGAAGCACACACUCGUCCGGGAGUCCUCCAAUGCUUCCGGUCCUGAUGGACCUCGGUCCAGAACAAGGCGGAGAUGGCACCGUGCACCAUCCUGCCUACGAUCCGGACCGCGUCUCAUCUGCCGGCGUCUCCCUCGACUCCGUGGCACGGCACGAGCUCGAAAUCGCAGAUGCGCUUCACCGCGCCGAGCCCACCGUCGUGGACAACACCUCGGUCGACUUAACGCGCGCGCCGUCAUCCAUCUUGGGACUGAUCACGGCCGCUACUGCUAACGCCAGCGCUCAGGGUUGGUGGCCGGAGGACCUCUCUGUGGUGCGCGCGUUGGAUCCCAUCUCCUUCUCGAGCCUGCCGCUCACGGCGGGCGCGCAUCGCCCGCAGAGCCAGCUGGAGCAGCUGUCGACCAGCCAGUCGUUCUUUGGGGACAUGCGGCGUCUGCAGCCGGAUGGGAUGUCGCGUGGGCAAUUCCGGCACAUGACUUCGUCGGGCACGGAUGUGGCGGCAGAGAUGGUGCCUCAGCUCCUCAGCUGCGGUUGGGGACUGUGGAGGAGAGUGAUGAGGAGGCGGAGGAGAAUGGGGAUGGAGAGGGCAUGA
This is a messenger RNA of Paraphaeosphaeria sporulosa, 855 nucleotides long. RefSeq lists its product as uncharacterized. The record is from RefSeq and is a predicted model, not a curated record. NCBI's taxonomy places the organism in Eukaryota, Fungi, Ascomycota, Dothideomycetes, Pleosporales, Didymosphaeriaceae. The transcript has 2 exons. The coding region runs from base 1 to 855 and encodes 284 amino acids.